Molecule: messenger RNA, 1230 nt
Organism: Cordyceps militaris CM01
Lineage: Eukaryota; Fungi; Ascomycota; Sordariomycetes; Hypocreales; Cordycipitaceae
Product: pyruvate dehydrogenase, putative
Exons: 3
Coding region: 1-1230 (409 amino acids)
Biological process (GO): protein dephosphorylation
Molecular function (GO): protein serine/threonine phosphatase activity
Source: RefSeq, a predicted model, not a curated record
AUGUCUGACAACAUCAUCGCCAAGGAGAUGAAGAAUGCUCCAAGAGCGGCCCCGACUGUUGAGGUUGUGCCAGGAGGAGAACCCAUUUCCGUGAUUUCACCUCUCAAGCCACUGAGUUAUGAAGAAGCCGACGCAAAGAUCCGCGAGGGUGCCGACUCCUUCUCUUUCAACGUUGCGGACGAUUGCCUGGGCCGUGUGGAUGUGGUCAGUCUUGGGACUAAACUCCCGUCAGAGGAUCGUUGGGAUGUCGGCGUUGUGAAAGGGACAGUUGGACAGGAGACACUGUAUGCUGGAAUCUACGAUGGACACAAUGGGAUCGAAACCUCUGAGUUCCUUCGUAAAAACCUCAUUCCAUACGUGGCCAAUGCACUGGCUAGUUUACCUACAGAAAACGAUCCUGCCAGCGUCGAAGACGCUAUCCGAAAGGCUUUUGUCAGCUUGGAUGACCGCAUCAUGGGUAUUGCUGAGACGGCGCUUGCCGCAGGUCACCCAGCUGGCACAGCCGAGCCCAGCUCUGCGACUCUACGUAUCGCGCUCGCCGGCGAUUCCCGAGCCGUGAGGGCGCAGUGGUCUCCAGAGCUCGACAAGCCGCUGGUUGACGUACUGAGCCAGGACCAGACUGUGUGCAACGAGCAAGAGUAUGCACGCAUCGCGGCCGCGCACCCCGGAGAAGCAGACGAUAUCAUGGAUACGGCCUCGCGAUCCCUUCUGGCCAUGGGGGUCACGAGGGCCUUUGGGGACCAUCGAUGGAAGUGGCCCGCCGAGCUGGUCAUGCAAGCCCGGGGCAACUGCCACGGCCCGCGGCCCCUGGGCAAGUCCAAGACACCACCGUACAUGACGGCGUCCCCAGAGAUGACGACGCGCGUCGUCGGGCCGCGCGACUUUGUGAUUCUCGGCUCCGAUGGGCUCUGGGAGGCCAUCAGCAACGAGGAUGCCGUCGAGUGCGUGUCGCGCUGGGUCGCGGCGCGGCGCGCGGGCACGACGGAGAGGGUGGCCGAGUCGCGCGAGUCUCGGUACGAUGUCAACGAGGACGGCUCUCUGAGCCGCACGGCGCGACCGGAGGACUUUGCCAUUGAAGAUUUGGACAACGCGGCAGUGUGUCUGCUCAAGAACGUUCUCGGUGGCAGGCACAAGUACAUGGUGGCAGGAGCGUUAACGGCGACCCCACCGAUCAGCCGCUAUGUACGAGACGACAUAACUGUGCAGGUGAUUUUCUUCCAGGCCCCUUGA